Messenger RNA from Entamoeba invadens IP1, 543 nucleotides. RefSeq lists its product as hypothetical. The transcript has a single exon. Lineage: Eukaryota; Evosea; Mastigamoebida; Endamoebidae. The record is from RefSeq and is a predicted model, not a curated record. Bases 1 to 543 code for a protein of 180 amino acids.
AUGGGAGUUGUACAGUCUUCAAUAUAUUCUACACUGAACAGUCAAUCCAAUGACUUCGAGCAACUCGAAGAGAACAUCAUUAUUGGUUCUGAGGCUGAUAUCAAAAAGAUGUCGACAUACUCAAAGUACACAAUAGAUGCUAUAUUAAGUUGUGGGAAAGAGGCUAUUCCUUUUUUACCAAUACAAGUUGAUUACUUACACCUUAACCUCCAAACAAGUAAUCAUAACAUGUUUAAAUUAUAUAUAGAGAAAGGUAUAUCUUUCUUGAAUAACUACAUCAAGGCUAAUAAAAACGUCUUUGUAGUAUCUGAGAAUACAAGUACUCCUCUGUUGGUCGCUUACUUGAUGAACCAUUGCAAUUACAACUAUGAUAAAGCACUCGAAAUGUUCCAAAAUAAAUAUCAUUGUAUAAGUGAUCCUGAAGUACUUAAACAAUUGAGUUUACUUAACCCAACUUCUUAUUGCAAAGAUACACUCGAACCCAAACUUGACUUUGCUUAUGACGAGACAAUUAAAGGAUCUCCUUUAUCUUUCAGAUAUUAA